UGAAGCAGCAGGUGAAAUUAUGCAGGCAGUCCUGCGAGUUCUUGCGAAAGAGUUCAGCUUUUAAAAACACAGACGAGUUCAAGAAACCAUGGAUCAGUCAUAUUAAAGCCCGGAAAUUGCUCUCAAACAGAGGCCUCUUCAGGUAUGGAGAACGGAGGCUCGGUGAAUUUACUGGACUAUGGGGAGGCAUUGUGGGAGAAUGCCGAGAAAAACCGCUACAUCCUGUGCCGCUUCAUCAACCCAAACAAGCUGACCUCAUACCUGCGCCAAUGCAAGGUCAUCGAUGAGCAAGACGAAGAUGAGGUGCUCAACUCUCGCCUGCUGGAAUCCAAAGCCAACAGAGCAGGUCGAUUGUUAGAUAUCCUGCACACGAAAGGGGAACGAGGAUAUGUGGUGUUUUUAGAGAGUCUGGAACUGUACUACCCUGACCUCUACAAACUCGUGACGGGAAAGGAACCAACCCGCAGAUGUUCAACUAUAGUCGUGGAAGAGGGUCAAGAAGGGCUCAUUCAGUUUUUAAUGAAUGAGGUCAUAAAGCUGCAGCAUCAGUCCAAGGCUAAAGAUGUGCAGCGGGUGGACUACAUGACCAAAUGCCGCACGCUAGAGGACCAGCACAAGAAACUAAAGCUGGCCAACCAGGAGCUGCUUACAUUCCAGGAGCGCUACAACAAAAUGAAAGAAGAGCGGAAUAACUACAACGAUGAACUCAUCAAGGUGAAAGAUGACAACUAUCAGCUGGCCAUGCGAUACGCCCAGCUCAGCGAGGAAAAGAAUAUGGCUGUCAUGAGGAGUCGAGACCUGCAGCUAGAGAUUGACCAGCUGAAACACAAACUCAACAAGCUUGAAGAGGAAUGCAAAAUGGAGAGGAGACAGUCUCUGAAACUCAAGAACGAUAUCGAGAACCGGCCUCGAAAAGAGCAGAUAUUCGAGCUGGAGCGAGAGAAUGAGGUCUUGAAGAUCAAACUCCAGGAGCUACAGUCCAUCAUACAGCCAGGGCGCCUUCCUGAUUCGGAAAAGGCCAUCUUGGAUAUCCUGGAACACGAUCGACAGGAGGCUCUGGAGGACCGGCAGGAGCUGGUUAACAGACUGUAUAACCUGCAUGAAGAGGUUCGACAGGCCGAGGAGCUCAGAGACAAGUACCUGGAAGAGAAGGAAGACCUUGAACUGAAGUGCUCCACUCUGGUGAAGGACUGUGAAAUGUACAAGAACCGCAUGAAUACCAUCAUGAUGCAGCUUGAAGAGGUGGAACGUGAACGCGACCAGGCCUUCAAGUCAAGAGAUGAUGCUCAGCACCUCGUGUCCCAGUGUCUGAUUGAUAAAGACAAGUAUCGCAAGCAAAUUCGGGAGCUGGAGGAAAAGAGCGAUGAGCUUCAAAUCAAGAUCGUAAGAAAAGAAGCGCAGAUAGUCAACCUGGAGUGCAAACUGAGACGCAUAUCUAAGGAUAAUUGUCUGGAUCAGAGUUUGCCACGAGACAUUACUACGAACAUGGCUCAUCUCAUAUCACAGUCUGACCCAAACACCGGAGGACCUUCGGAGGAUUCUGGAGAAGAGACUGUCGAUGAUCAAGAACACAUUAAAUUCACACGUAGAUAUAACAUCAAAAAAGUGAGCCGAAAUGUUGGCAUAACAAAAUCUCCAAAUACAGCACUAAGAAGUCUGCAGUUCCCAGCAGUGCCCUUCACCAAUGGAUAUCCGUCAGAACCUUCGGUCACUGACAACACAAGUCCUGCCAAUAGCAGCAUCAUUAGUUCUCCUAUCACACUCAGUUACGUUGCAGAGCUCUCCAAUAAAAAUCGUUUCCGUAAUGACAGCAUAUUGUCCACCGCACCUGAGCCUCCGGACCAUCACUCUAUUGUCAGAAGGAUCAAGGAGACUCCAAGCGCUCCGUUAAAGUGUUUUCAUCAUUCAGACACCGUAGAUACAGACAGCGGAGACAACGCAGAUAUGGAUGACCAUGAUUUAGAAAUAUCCUCCUACGGGCCUUCGUCCAUCCACUCAUCAUCAUCAUCCCACCAGUCUGAGACAAUAGACUGCUAUGAUCUGGAGCAAGUCAAUAACAUCUUCAGGCAAUUCUCUUUAGAGAGACCGUUUCGUCCUUCCUUGACUUCAGGUCCACCACGCAGCUCAUUUCGGCCUGUGCAGAGCCUCUCUCUCUCAGGAGAAAACCUUCUAACACAAAUCGAUCUGAUUGGUGGAAACGAUAGUGGCAUCUUUGUCAACUCUGUCCUGCCUGGCUCUAAUGCAGAACGGGCCGGGGUACUAGUCGGCCACCAUCUUUUAAUGCUGGAAGGCAGUGUGCACGGAGAAGCCCAGAGCGUGGCUUUAGACACAAGCACCAAGGAGGAAGCCCACUGGACCCUGCAGAGAUGUACCGGACAAGUGCAUCUCCAUUACAAGUUAAACAAUGAUGGCUACAGGCGACUUGUGAAGGAUAUUGAUGAUGGCACGGUGGUGUCGGGAGACUCCUUCUACAUCCGUCUCAAUCUGAACAUCUCCAGCCAGCUGGACAGCUGCUCUUUGAACGUACGAUGCGAUGAGGUUCUUCACGUGUUGGACACCAUGCACCAGGGCAGGUGCGAGUGGCUGUGUGCCCGUGUAGACCCUUUUACCAACAAAGACCUGGAGAGGGGCACUAUACCAAGUUAUUCCAGAGCCCAACAGCUUCUCCUGGUGAAGAUACAGAAGCUGAUGUGUCGAGGAGCUCGAGAGGAGAUUGAUGCUUUCCGUGGGCUGCGGAGCACUCUCCAGCCUGAGGAACCCACACCAUCACCGGACCCCAAGUCCAAUCCCCGGCUGUCCAGAGCCAGCAUCUUCAUCUGUCAGAUAUUACAGUUUGUCAGCAGGGCUGAUAACAAGUACAAGAGGAUGAACAGCAGCGAGCGUGUCCGUAUUGUCAAUGGAGGAAAUUCAUCAUCUGUCUCCAGACCGGGUUUUGAAACGCUGAGGCCUGAGGACUCGGACCCAGAGAGCGACUUAAAUAAGAGCUUGAACCUCAUACCGUAUAGUCUAGUGACCCCACACACAUGCCAGCGGAAAAGGCCCGUCUUCUUCACGCCCAACAUCUUGGCCAAGACCAUCGUCCAAAAGUUUCUCAAUCUUGGAGGUGCUAUGGAAUUCAACAUCUGCAAACCAGACGUUCUGACAAAAGAUGAAUUCCUCAUGAAACAGAAGAUGGAGCCCAUCAUUUAUUCCAAAGAAAAGCAAACGGGCACAUUUGAAUGCGUCACCCCAGAAAAUAUCGAAGCGGUCGCUUGCAAGAAUAAGCACUGUUUACUGGAAGCUGAUCUGAGCUGUGUGAAAGACCUGCUGAGGAGAGAAAUCUACCCCAUUGUCAUCUUCAUUAAAAUCUGCGAUAAGAACAUCAAAAAACUAAGAAAGUUGCCGCUUAAAGUGGACUCUGAUGAGGAGUUUCUCAAGAUGUGCCGUUCAAAAGAAAAAGAGCUGGAGAUUCUGCCCUGCUUGUAUGCUAGCGUGGAGCCGGACUCUUGGAAUGGAGUGGAGGACCUUCUUAAACUCAUCAAGGACAAGAUUUUUGAUGAGCAGAAGAAGACGGUCUGGGUCGAGCAGGAUCUACUCUAGAUGGCCUGUUGUAACCAAAUGAGGAUCACGAGAUAAGGAUACACGGUAUUUCUGCAACGCAAAAACAGGAAGUGACUGUCAAAGGCAACAGAUUGACAAACUGUGUUUCUGUCUGCGGUACAAAAACGUGGAUGAGGCAUUGUACCAUGUGCGGUAUUCAUAGUACAGUAAACGGUGGAAAGGUUCUCACCCUGAAAGCUUCUUAUCCGUUAUUCUCCUGAAGCAAAGCCUUUGUCAAUACAACCUUCCAAUAGUUAUCCUUCCUACUCCCCACCUGAGAUACUCCGUAAUAGUAUUUCCCUGCCCACUGCAUCUUGCUUCUAUUGUGUUUAUAACCCCCAAUUUAUGUAAAUAACUGUAAAUUAAAUCCGAUGCUUUUAUUGUAGCAGGAUACAAUAGCCACGGUAAAUAUUCGAAUAAUAUUUGUCAUAUAUUAUGUUUACUCAUGUGCUACUUAUAUUUAUUUUAAUAUAAGCCCACCGUAUGUUGCUAAGAAUGUGUUUUUUUCCAUAUAGAGUCUUAUUGCUGGGUCUGUUUUCACUGCUAUGUACUUCCCAGGGUUCCAAAUGCGGCAUACUAUAAUUCAAGGGUUCUGAAACUGUGGUUCCCUGCAGGGCCUAAGAUAGGUCCGGGGGGCACAGUUUUUUGAAUAAAAAGUUUUGUGCAAUCAAACAUCAUAAAAAUAAUACCAUGAACCAAAAGAAUUGAAGUUCCAUCAUUGUAUAUGUCACUGUUCUAAUUACAAUUCUAAGUUUAAGAUCAUAAGUCUUUAUUUGGGGUGGCCACAAAGCAAUGCGACCCACAAAAGGGGGGCCUUACGACGGAACAGUUUGAGAACCAUUGCUAUAAUUUAACGGCAUUAAAUACGAAACCUUUUUUUUACAUUUGAGCUUACUACUGUAAUUUCCAUCUUGUAAAGCAGGGAUCUCCAACCCUGCUCCUGGUGAGCUACCAUCUUUCAAACUUCCUGUCCAACCCUGCUUCAGCCCACCUGUCUGAAUUACCAAGCAUUAUCAUUAGUUGGGGUUGGAGCCGAAAUCUUCAGCUCACCGGGAGCAGGGUUGGAGACCCUUGUUGUAAAGCUUUAUUUUUAAUAUGAAUUAUAUUGGAGUCCCAUAUAGGUUUCUUUUAAGCUCCCAUUAAUUGUUCUGUAAGCAUGCAUUCACCGUCUCAAGAGGAUUUUAUAAGCAUAAUGUUUGUUUCUGCUAUUUCUGAUAAGUCUGAAUAUUCCAUAGAUAUAGAAUAACUGCGUAAGUGUAGCAUGUCAUCCCGGUUGAUGCAAAUAUAUGCAGAUGUAUAUAAUAUUGGACGCAUUGGCCCAACGCUAACUUCAGGUCUAUAUGUUUGGUUAAUAUAACAAUUUAUAGUUAUUCAUAUCGUAUAUAGUUAAUUCGUAUAUCAACAGUAUUAAAUGACGUUAGAACUACUCAACAGUUAAUGGUAAGAGGUCUACUGGAAGUUAAGUUUGGGCCACAUUACGUUUUUUGAAGUUGUUGCCGCUAAAACCGGGUUGACGAUAUCCGCAGGGUCAUUUACUGUAUCAGACUGUGGAUUGAACUAUAGAGCCCCUUAUAAACAUCAAUAUUUCAGUAUUCAUUUGCCCUUCAAAUAUACUGCCUAUGAACUUGUCAAUGUAGAAUUAUUGAUAACAGUAUCUUCAUUGUCCCAGUCCCCUCCCAAAAAAGCUGAUGUAAUAGAUCCCUACAGAGUAGUUUUCUUUUUUAUAUACAUAUGUUGUUUUGUAAAAGACAGGGGAAUGUAUUUUAUGUAGCUGCAUGGUGUGUUUUAUAUAAUAAAUGAUUGUGAGCCGCA
Molecule: messenger RNA, 5391 nt
Organism: Triplophysa dalaica
Lineage: Eukaryota; Metazoa; Chordata; Actinopteri; Cypriniformes; Nemacheilidae
Gene: card11
Product: caspase recruitment domain family, member 11
Exons: 24
Coding region: 145-3579 (1144 amino acids)
Biological process (GO): regulation of apoptotic process
Molecular function (GO): protein binding
Source: RefSeq, a predicted model, not a curated record